GUUUUUGUAAAUGUUGUUGUAUCGUCAUCACCUUAUUAAUAAAUUCGCCUUGGUGUUUACUAUUUUUUCUUAAACGAUUUUUGGAGCAAAUUUUAUUCAGAGCUUGAACAGAAAAGAACCAACAAAUAUAGAAAUAUAUUUUGAAUAAGUUGUGAUUUGUGAAGAACUGUUUAAUUUUUAAUAGAAAUAAAACAGAAGAAACAAUUAGCUAACAUGACAAUUAUAACAAAACCCUCAAUUGAAAAGGCUUUUAAAUUACCAUUGCCCUUGGGUCUGGGCUUUGGAAAAGAUCAUCUGGAGAAAUCUUUAUUGGGGCCAAAAGCUUAUCUGCCCAAUAAUGGUGGUGAUGUUGAAACGGUACACUACACUCAUCCACCCGCCUUCAAUUGCAUCAAGAAUGGUUUAACGAUUUUGCUCAUCUUCAUAACGAUUUUGUUGGGCAUGUUUGGUGGCUAUUUCAUUUAUCGUUCCUUUGGCACCACAGACAAUCCAACCAAAUUUCAUUAUCGUACAUUUUGCGAUGUACCCUAUGAAUUGACCAGUAAUUUAACGGUGCCACGUUUCUAUCCCCAACCAGAUGAAUUUGAUUUGAAUUUCAAUUGGUUGUUGCCACGCCUGACUGGUAGAAAUUUCGAUAGCAAUGGCAACAAUGACGAUGAUUUCUUUCGCGAAGAAAUCGAAAUGGACAUAAGUGAUGAUGAGAGUUAUACAAAAAUCGAUGUACCUGAUUUUAAAGAUGGCCGUCAUGGACGUUUUAUGCAUGAUUUUAAAGAAAAUCAAUCGGCUAUUAUUGAUACCACAGCCAAUCGUUGUUUCAUAAUGCCUUUGGAUCGUAAUACCACAUUGCCACCAAAAAGCUUUAUCGAUUUAAUGGAGAAAAUGAGCUCUGGCUACUAUAAUAUUGAUACCGAUCGCGUAAGACGUAACAUGAGAGUUGUUAUGCCUCCAAUUACAGAUCUAACUCUUAUAUCGGAACGUAUUGCUAACGAAUGUUAUGACAUGAAGGUGUAUAUGUUGGACAAUUAUGUAUCAGGAGUUUUUAAACGUGAUGCUAAACCUCUGGCUGAUCAGGGCAAAUUUGCCGAGUACUCUGGCAAAGGAAUUGUCGAAUUUGAUAUUGUUAAUAUUGGUGAAAUUGAAGAGUAUGAAAGGCAACAUUUAAAAUAGAACUAUCACCACUAAGUUCUGCAUAAAUUAUAAAUAUUAAAUACAAAAAAACAUAUAAAAAAAAUUGAUUUGUAAUUUUACCUAAAUGAAACAAAUGAUCUCGCCUGUAGCGAGUGUCUUUUUCAAAACUUUUUUAGUAGUGUGUAGUUUUUUGAUUGUAUAAUCAUCCUGUAUUAUCAGCUAAAUUUAAAAUAAAAAAAAAACGAAACAUUAUAUAUAAAUAAAUGCUACUAAAAGAAACGAAAACCUAAGUUUAAAUUUAGCAAUAAUAACAAAGCAAACAUAAAAAAUAUGUAUUAAAAUAAAUUGGAUUAAAGGAUUUUUUAAGAUAUUGUUGUUGUGGUUUUUAAAAUUGUGCAUUUGGUUCAUAUACUCAUUGGCAUACAAAUAAACCGUUUUAAUUGUAUAAAAUUAAAUUAAUAAUCAUUUCUAUCUGUAACCAAUAUUUUCUUAUUUAUAUACUUACAUUCAUCUACGCACCGAACGAACACAUUCCUUUUCAAGCUUAAUCAAAAUUAUUUUCGAAAAUAUUACAUAUUUCAAAGAAGCGAUGAAAUACCUACAGGUACCUUUAUUAAAGUAAAUUUAAAAAAACGUAAAAAUAGUUAAAUAUUUUCAAACUCCCUUAAAUUAAUUCUUUAUGAUUGUUUUCAAAAUUUUUAUAUUCAAUGUCUAUGUUUUAAUAAUGAAUUCAAUUAAACUGCAGAUUUAUUCUUUUAUUUUUUUAAUUUUGAUAUUAAUGUUGAAGCAAUACAAAGCAAAACCUCCAUUAGAACACGUUUGUAAAGAUCAAGACAUGUGUCGUUAACACUCAUCAAAUUAAACAAUACAAAAUAAAUAUAUAUAUAGAAAAAUCAGAAUUUUAUUAAAUGUUAUCUCAAAGAAUAAUUUAUCUAAUGUGUAUAAUGUUUAACUAAAAAAAAUACAAAUAAAAAACAUAGAAUUAAGAAUAUAAAUAAAAGAAACAUUAAAAACUAAAA
Messenger RNA from Calliphora vicina (urban bluebottle blowfly), 2147 nucleotides. RefSeq lists its product as uncharacterized. Bases 214 to 1167 code for a protein of 317 amino acids. The record is from RefSeq and is a predicted model, not a curated record. Gene Ontology annotation, cellular component: plasma membrane; Golgi apparatus; extracellular exosome. Gene Ontology annotation, molecular function: amyloid-beta binding. NCBI's taxonomy places the organism in Eukaryota, Metazoa, Arthropoda, Insecta, Diptera, Calliphoridae. Gene Ontology annotation, biological process: negative regulation of amyloid precursor protein biosynthetic process. The transcript is spliced from 4 exons.